ACAGCUGACUGCUGACUAAGCUGACUUAAAACUUUUGACAUUCUAACGGAGAAAAUAUUUUGUUCGAUGUAUUGUUGAGCCUGUAUUUUUUAUAAAUUGGAUCAAAGCCGUAAAGUAGGUAGUUAUCGUUAAACCGACACGGUAAUUGUUAUUGUGUAUUGUCUGCUAUAUUAAACACUGUUUACGGCACUAUACUGAUUAGAUCAACACAUAAAUGCACAUAGCGACGGAGGCGUAACUAGUGAUAAGACGCUGCCGGCCGCCCAGCAAGCGGAGUACAGGCGCAGAGAUACGAGCUAUCAGCGAGCGCGAGCCGCUGCGAUACUUAUUACUAGCUAAAGCACGUAGCCGUCUCGACAGGCUCCUGACUGCAACUUCACAACUGCAUUCCGAGACACAGCGAGAUGGGCGUGGAGCGCGAGGUGCACGGCGUGCGCGUGGCGGCCGUGGGCGAGGUCAACAGCGCGCACUACGACGCGCUCGUGCUGGUGACGGCGCCCGGCCUGGUGCCGCCGCAGGCGCUGGAGGACUUCGUGGCAGCCGCGCGCCAACUGGACGCCGAGCUGGACCGCGCGCCCGCGCUGCUGCACUGCGCGCGCGUGUCGGGCGCCCGCCUCGUGCUGGCGCCCACGGGCGCGCUGGGCGAGUACGAGGACGUGCGCGCCGUGCCCUUCCGCGCCGCCGCCGAGCGCCUGGGCGACAUGGUGGAGGUGUCGGUGCUGCGGCGCGAGGACCUGGCGGCGCACGCGGGCCGCGGCCGCGACCAGCUGCACCAGGCGGAGAGCGCGGCGUCCGUGGCGCUGCCCCGCGGCCACCAGGCGCCGGCCGCCUUCUUGCUGCUGGCGGCGGGGCUGGAGGCCGGCGACGUGCCGUACGCGCACCUGGACGUGGCGGCCAGCGCCGGCGACCUGCCGGACGACCCCACGGCGGCGCCGCUGCUGGGCCUGGCCGCCUACUACGGCCUGGUCGCCAAGCGCUAGCUCGCCGCGACGUACGAGAACCAUUCCGCUACAUCGUAGAGACAGCACGGAGUACAUCGUUGCAUAAUAACCGAUCACAAUAUAUUUUUGGAUUUAUUUUUUGAUAUAAAGAUGUUUCAUAGUAA
Messenger RNA from Spodoptera litura, 1105 nucleotides. Lineage: Eukaryota; Metazoa; Arthropoda; Insecta; Lepidoptera; Noctuidae. The record is from RefSeq and is a predicted model, not a curated record.